AUGGAGAAAGAAUCAACCGACUCUUCCCUCGGCCGCGAGCAGCUGCGACAACCCGGUUCAGUCGAGGACGGAGUAGACCAUGAAUUUGAAAAGAAACUGGUGCGAAAAUUGGAUAAUCAUAUUAUCCCUAUGAUCAUGGCUUUAUAUAUGGCUUCGUUCAUGGACAGGUUUUUCUCUUUUCUUUUUGCUCGGCUUUUGAGGUGGACUGGGCUAAUGAUUAUCUGGCGGUGCUGGCGGGCAGGGUUAACAUUGGUAAUGCAAGAUUGUAUGGAUUGGAGGAGGACUUGGGGCUUAAAGGGAAUCAAUUCCAGACCUCGGUUUCGAUUUUGUUCGUGACAUAUCUUGUCUGUUGUCCCCCCGAUUUUCGAAGCGAGAGUAGGCCGAUUUGGGGGACUGACAACUGUCGCAUACAAAGGGGUUUGAAAUCCCGAGUAACCUUGUGCUAAAAAAGUUCACACCUAGACGAUAUCGUAAUCCACCUCACCCACGGUCACUCGUCAUUUAGCGCCUAGCUAAUUUAUCUCAGUCGCAGCGAUAACCAUGAUCUGGGGCAUUAUCGCAACCUGUACUGGUUUCGUAAACUCCUACAAAAGCCUCCUCGCCUGCCGCCUCCUCCUCGGCGCCGCAGAAGCUGGUUUGUUCCCGGGGCUGGUAGUCUACCUUACAUUCUUCUACACCCGCAAAGAACUCGCCCUACGCAUGGGCUACAUGUUUGUCUCUGCUGCGUUGGCCGGUGCCAGCGGGGGCCUCUUGGCCUACGGGAUCGGCUUCCUAGACGGGAGGAGUGGAAUGAAGGGAUGGCGGUGGAUCCUCAUAAUUGAGGGAUUACCGGCGAUUGUGCUUGGGUCGGUGACGUAUUUCUUUUUGGCAGACAACCCGAGGGAGGCGGGGUACUUGACCGAGGAGGAGAAGAGGUUCAUGAUUGCUAGGAGAAGGCGAGAAGUAGCGCAUACAGCCAGCGCCCAGGAGUUUCACUGGGAGGAUGUGAGGAAGUGUUUUUCUGAUUGGACGUGUUGGGCUUUGUAUGCAUCCCCUCCCGGGAGAGCCCGCCAUGGAGGGCUGUUCGGCUAAUGAUCGUAGUGCGUUCGCGCAAUUCGGAAUGGGCAUCAUGUUCUACGGUCUCUCCUCCGCCUCCGCCUCCGCCUCCGCUCCUCCUUUAGCCUUCGUACACUAACAAUACUCGCAGGCUUUAGCACUUUCCUCCCCACAAUCAUAAAAUCACUCGGUCACUGGUCCGUAGAACAAGUCCAGGCCCUCACAAUCCCCUGCUACGCCCUCGGCGCGAUCACAUACUUGAUCGUCGCACAUAUCUCCGACAAGCAGCAGCGCCGAGGUAUGUACGCCAUAAGCUUCGCCUGCAUCUCCAUCAUCGGGUAUGGGAUUCUCUUAUUCGAUGCUUCUAGAGGUGUGCACUACUUUGCCUGUUUUCUCGUUGCCAUAGGGUUGUACGUGUCUGUGGGGCUACCACUAGUUUGGCUGCCAAGUAAUUGCCCCAGGUACGGGAAAAGGACCGCUGCAUUGGGGCUUCAGAUUGCGGUAGGGAAUGCGAGUGGUAUCCUGGUGCCUUUUGUAAGUUUCGCUGUUUAUGUGGCAAUAUUGUUGGAUCGGAGGAGGGAUUGACUUGUGGUGAACAGAUUUAUGCCUCUAAGGAUUCUCCUAGGUUUUUUUGGCCUCCCUCCUGAUAAAAACCAUGCGCUAAGCGUUAAAAAUAGAUACAUAAAAGGCUAUGCAGUAUCCCUAUCUAUGGGAGGCUUUGCAGCUAUCACCUACACUUUCCUGUGGGUCAGUAUCCCUUGUUUCCUCUUUCAUACCUCCUCUGGCUUCUAGCUAUUAACACCCAUAGUACUGGUUCUCAAAACUAAACGCCAGUCGAGAACGUGGCGAGGAAAACGCAAAAAUCGUUGGCUUGGGCGAAGAGGAUAUCGCGGAGCUGGGUGAUGAAUCGUGGGUUCCACUCGCCUCAUAGCUUGCAGGUGGCUGCUAACAAAAAUUGAUUGUAGGCCGAGGUUUCGGUACGCGGUUUAAGAAUGUAUAGCUGAAGGGAAGCGUGCAAUGGUUCAAUUGCACUCCACACUGCACUUUACGGGUUGUGGUAUCUUGUGAUACCAAGCUACGUCUGUGCAAAUAGGGACCUUGAAUUAUCACCCUACUACCAUUAGCAUACUAAAAUCGGUAUCACUGUCCUCGCCCCGUGGGCGAGACUACAAUAAGUCAUAAAUUUGUUAUCGCUG
Tuber aestivum (summer truffle) is the source of this 2231-nucleotide messenger RNA. The record is from the annotation of a GenBank genome assembly. Lineage: Eukaryota; Fungi; Ascomycota; Pezizomycetes; Pezizales; Tuberaceae.